ACACCACACACACACACACUCACACACAAUGCAGUGUACGUCUAACGCCAUAACAAGGUGCUGAACACUCGCGGACACAAUCAAACACACAGUUGCGAGAGCAAGACGAUCGUGCGUUACACUAUUAUUUUACUGAAAUGGCAGGGUUCAACUUUGAGACUCAGCUCCAAGAGAGACUUGGUGUCCCAGAUGCAAUUUGGCUUGGAUACGUCCAAGUUGACCUGAACAAACCCGAGAUAGGCCGUGGCUCGGAUGCCACUGUGUAUACAAGUGAGUUGGAGGGUCUCCCUGUUGCUGUGAAGGUCUUACAUAGUAUUUUACUCCAACAGGGCAAUGUCGGGCGUGCAGCUCUUCUGCAGCGAUUCGGCACUGAGUGCCUAGUCAUGCGGCGACUGCAACAUGAAAGAAUUGUGCGACUCCUCGGGAUCGGCAUUGCUCCCAAUCAAUCUCCGUGUAUAGUGGUAGAACUGAUGGCCGGCUCGCUAUUUGAUCGAAUUGGAGUUGAGCCAAGAGAGCCAUUCGCUCAAAGCCUUCAGUAUCUACUCGACGUGGCAGAAGGCUUGCGCUUUCUGCACGGCAAGAACAUUUUGCACCGCGAUUUGAAACCACGUAACAUCUUGGUCACGGCAGGGCGAGCCAAGAUAGCUGAUGUUGGUUUGGCCCGCACUCUUCACGGUAGUCAAGGUGCGGACGUCACGGCUUUGACACGAUGCCCCGGUACGCCUUAUUUUAUGCCGCCAGAGAGCCGACAAGUAGGAACAGCAUACGACGAGAAACUGGAUGUGUUUUCUCUAGGAGUGGUGAUGCUGUCGCUGCUUGUGGGACGACCGCCUUCCCCAACUGAAGCUACUGUUCUGCUGGAGAAUGGAACGCGGAGAUCAGUUCCGGAGGGUCGCCGACGCAAAGCAGAUCUGGAUCGACUGGGCUCGGAUCACCCACUGCAUUCUCUAAUCGUGUCGUGUCUGCAUGAUGAUCCUGGAUCUAGACCAACAUCGGCUGAUGUUCACAUGCACUUACUGCAGAUCUCACUUCCCUCUAUGUCCGCAGAUCGCUAUUUGAGUCAGUUUUCAGACAUUCUGACUCAAUUGCAAAUGAUCUCCACACAACAGCAGGCAAUCAUCACCCGAGUGACAGCUGUGGAAGAGAAAGUGAACGGCAUGGAUGCAUUGAGGGAGAGAGUUUCCACCAUCGACACUAACCUCAGUGCCCACUCAUCAACUCUCACUUCACUCAACUCCACCGUGGACUCACGCUUUGCUGCAGUGGACUCACGCUUUGCUGCAGUGGAUUCACGCACAGCUGCAGUGGAAUCGCGUGUCUUCACACCUUCGUCUAGAUCCAGCACUAUGCCUACUCAACGUCUGACGGCGACUACCUCACAAAGCCGUGACUCUAUUCCCAAACCCACUCCAUCACCACGCUGUACAUCUUCUGCAACACCACUGAUGAUGUCAUCCAGCGCUUCCUCAGCUCAAACACCGGCUAGAGUGCCCAGACAAGGGUCAGCCUCAGAUCAGACUACCUUGCCCAGAAACACGUUGUCACCUUCACCAUCAACAGCAUCAUCAGCAGCGGCAGCAGUAGUAGCUGCAUCUCCACCACGGAAGCGUGAUUACACACAGAUCCGCAAAUCAAAGUACUCAUUUGGUAGACAGGGCAGUGGGAGAGAUCAGUUUGGCGGCCCUUGGGGACUAGCAACCAAAAAAGCUGGUGACCUGAUCAUCUGUGACGCCAUAAACCACAGCAUAAAGAUACACGGUGUUGAUGGCCAGUUCAAGCAGACGACUGGUCGGCACGGUACAAACUGUGGAGAGUUCGACUUCCCAACAGCUGUGCAUGUAACAGAUGAUGAACGAGUGAUCAUUACUGAUACUUUCAACAACCGACUACAGAUCACUGACAAGGACUUCUCCAAGUUCAGCACCAUAGGACGUUUUGGAUCAGGAAUUGGCGAGUUCAAUUUCCCAACUGGUGUUGUCCUAGUGAACCACAGCAUACUGGGCCAGUGCCUUGCUGUGACAGAGUACAAUAGCCAUCGGGUUCAGGUUGUGCCAUGCAGUGGUGAGACAGGAUAUGCAUUUGGAACAAAAGGUAGUGGUCAAGGCCAAUUUCAAUUUCCAACCGGCAUCACAGUGUACCACAACAGGUUGUUUAUUGCUGACCGGAACAACCAUCGCAUCCAGGUAUGUUAUCAUGUUCAGCUGGCAACAACGUCAACAAUGAUGCCAAAUACGACAACAACCGCAAUGCCAACGACGGCAACAACGAUGAUGACGAUAGAGACGACAGCGACAACAACAACAACAACAACAACAACAACAACAACAACAACAACAACAACAACAACAACAACACCAACAUUAACAACAACAAGUUACAACAAAAACUACUACUACUAAAACUACUACAGCAGCAGCAGCAGCAGCUACAGCAAUGGAACCAGUAGCUAGUUCAGCUUUAUAUCGUUGUGACAGGUAUUUAUAGGUGGUUGUUCCAAACUUUGGUGCUUACACUUCAUUCUGAUUGACUUGACACUUGACUGACUCAUGACUGCCGUCUAGAGCCCAUGAGCAGCAAGUAGAAUGUUUGACUCAGAAAAUCUGGAAAAAAGUGCCACCCUCUGCAAUGUGCAGUGUUCCGGGGAAUGCGCCCUGUAUCAGCUGAGCUUCAGAACGUUACUGUAAUCAGUACUCUGAGAGCACUGCAAAAUGUGUUGCUCUCUGGCAAGAGCCGAGAUCCAAA
This is a messenger RNA of Sycon ciliatum, 2742 nucleotides long. Its product is annotated as serine/threonine-protein kinases PknA-like. Gene Ontology annotation, cellular component: cytoplasm. Bases 138 to 2399 code for a protein of 753 amino acids. Gene Ontology annotation, molecular function: ATP binding; protein kinase activity; protein binding. Gene Ontology annotation, biological process: protein phosphorylation; signal transduction. NCBI's taxonomy places the organism in Eukaryota, Metazoa, Porifera, Calcarea, Leucosolenida, Sycettidae. The record is from RefSeq and is a predicted model, not a curated record. The transcript has 6 exons.